UGCGGUGUAGGUUGUGUGUGUGUUGCGCGCGUUGCUGCCAGGAGAGUCCGGUCAUAACUUUUCCUACAACCGGAAAAAAUGAGUUCCAAGGGCGCCCCGGAGCACCGCUGCGAUGUAUGUCUCCGUCAGUUCGACAGGCCGUCUCGUCUGCAAGCCCAUUACAAAAUCCACACAGGAGACCGCCCUUUCCUAUGCCAGUUCUGCGGCAAAGGUUUUGCUUCUAAAGGAAACUGCAACACCCACAUGCGUGUUCAUACUCGGGAGCAACCUUACCAUUGCCCUCACUGCGCUAAAAAGUUCUCGCAGCACGGCCAACUGGUCAUUCAUGUUCGGAAGCAUACUGGAGAGCGUCCGUAUGUUUGUGGCCAGUGCAAUAAAGGUUUCACGUGUGCAAAAGUGCUCAAGAUUCAUUCUAGGACUCACACUGGAGAAAAACCUUUCCAAUGCCAAUACUGUCAGAAAGGUUUUGCGGCCUACGCAAACUUGGUGGUUCAUAGGAGAAUCCACACGAAAGAGCGACCAUAUUCGUGCCGUCUUUGCACGAGGCCCUUCGAACACUCUGGAAACUUGGCCCGACAUUUGCGAGGUCAUCAAGUGGAAAAUGGCGUCCGUUGUAUUCCUUGUGGAGAGGUCUUCAAAGAAGAGAGUGACCUUGUAAAACAUACCAUCGAAGAGCAUCCAACUGAGGUAGAGAAACCUGACGAAUGGGAUGAAAGCAAUGUCGAAACAAUCGGCUCUCUCUGCGAUGAUUCAAUCAGCAUUGUGCCUGAUCCUGAUCCACAGCCUAUGGCCUCUUGCCAAACCAUGGAGAGCUUCAGCAUGAGUAUUGAAGUGUCUGAGAACGAGAGUCCUUCAUUUGAAUUGUCAACUAUCGAUGUGGGUGCCAUAGGAAUAUCUUCAGCGAAUUUAAACGAAACAGGAUCAACACUAGCCGGUACUGGAGGCAGCAGUAACUCAAAUGCCGCUUCUUAUAACAUUGACAUCUCUCGGAUAAGCGCUGGUACUUCGAAUGGAGCUGAAAGUUACGCUGACUCUACCGGAUUACCCUCUGUUGAAGGUCAGAAUUCCAGCAUGGAAAACUCUGUUAGUUCUAGGAGUUCACCUAACCUAAGUUCAGAUGUUGAUCAAGUGACUCUCAGAAUUGACUCACAGCUAUCAAGUAAUUCAGAAAAUUUUGGGCAUGCUUCUUUUCAGACAACUAAUUAUAGUCCUUUAGAUCUGAGUGCAUCUCUAGACCUAGAUUCAAGUCCUCUAAAUCUCUCAGGAACAUCCUCUCGCAGUGAAGUAGUUAAUUCCUCUGUAACUAAAGCUUCUAGCGAUUCAUCAAAUGCGAAGAGCUUAAAGAGAACUAAAAAAAAGAAUAUUAAGCCCCAAAAUCCUCCAAAAUUGCCUAAGAAGAACGCGCCUCCUGAUCUAAUUCCCCUGACGAAGCAUGGGGGGGAAAGGUUUACCCCAAAAUCUCCUCCAGCUGAAGUCGUAAUCGUUGAUGACAGCGACGUAAUCGAAACCUUUUCUGAAAAGACUUUAGAGUUGUCAUGUAAGAGUAAGAAAAUUGCCGAUGGCUCUUCUGAUAGUCUGCUUAAAUGCGUUAAAAAGUGGACCUCGAAGCAAGAGUUGGACGUCAAAACUGACGUCUCUUGGCCUACGUCAUCAUCUUCACCGAUGGGAGACUUGUUGACCCAUUCAUCGAGAUUGAAGCCACAAGCAUCAGAUUUUCAUCGAGUUCAAGUUCCGGUAGAGGAUUACAGACGAAAAAUCAGACAUAUUCCUCAAAGAGAUAUUCAGAGCAGCUUAUUUUCGACUCGUAGACCUCAUGAAUUGAAUCCAGAAGUAAUCCCUCCUGAUUCUGAACCUAAUUCAUUACCACGAAUCUUUGGACCUGAGUCUCUUGGAGACGAGCAGCGCCUGCAACUUCCUUUAUCCGUGGAUCACUUGAGGGAGAAAAUAAAGAAUUCGGUGCUCUCUAUGGUGCAGAACGGGCAGCAGACAAAUGAAGAUUUCAAGCGGAAGGCUGAGUCUGCCAUGUUAUUUUUGAUUGGCAAAGAAACAAUGCGACAGCUUGGAUUUCCAACCAAGAACAUCGAACAGGUGCUUAUUGCUAUCUUGGAUGGUGCUGGGAUGAGGCCCUGUGCUGACGUCAGAGUGGACGAGUUCAUGAGGCUGAAGCACAACCUACGCCUGCUGCUGCAGUAUACAUUCCCCGAUGAGGCGGACUGGCAACGCUUCAGUUGGAGCCACCAAUCCAUUGAAUCCAUCAUCGAAAACAUCGCAUCUUGGCACAGUGAGACACGACGUCCACACUCAACGCAGGCAACCUGCGGACUGACCAGGAGGGUUGAACUUGAAACUCAUGAUGGUGGCACCCGCAGAGACAUGGCGGCGACCACUAACAACCACUUUGGACAAACACUUUCGCUAAGAAACUUGGAUGGUGAUGAAAACACAGUAUCCGUUACAAGGCCUCAGCAAGUCCCCACUGCCCGAUCUAACGCAGGUUGCCCCCGGCAGGCGUGGAAGUUGCCUUCGCUUUUUAACUUCCAGUGAAAUUUGAUUGGUUUUUCGCCGAUGAUGAAUCCCGUUUUUGUUGUUCGAUUGUGCGCUAAUGAGGAUUUUUAUUGAGGAUUUUAUUGUUAUUUGAUGGUGCGCCUAUGAUGUAACACGUUAUUGUCAUGUUAUUCGAUUGUUCGUGGAUGAUGUGAUACAUUAUUGUCUUGUUAUUCUAUUGUUCGCGGAUAAUGUGAUACAUUAAUAUCUUGUUAUUCGAUUGUUCGUGGAUGAUGUGAUGCGUAAUGAUCUUUCCAUUGUUUACGAUGAUCUUAUAAACUUUAUUGAAAUUAGAUUUCCUUAUUCAAUCGGGUUCAAGUUUUCCGAUUGAAUAUCGAUCUCAUCGUUACAUUAGGGCAUUAAAAUGCUCUCAUGAAACGUUUCUCAAGGAUUAAUAAGCUUAUAUUUGCAUGAUGAGGUUAGAAUUUAUUGUUAUGUUUUAUUAAGUUCAUGUUAUUAUUCAUGCAAU
This is a messenger RNA of Hyalella azteca, 3013 nucleotides long. RefSeq lists its product as uncharacterized. The transcript is spliced from 3 exons. NCBI's taxonomy places the organism in Eukaryota, Metazoa, Arthropoda, Malacostraca, Amphipoda, Hyalellidae. The record is from RefSeq and is a predicted model, not a curated record. The coding region runs from base 79 to 2544 and encodes 821 amino acids. Gene Ontology annotation, cellular component: nucleus.